Molecule: messenger RNA, 2717 nt
Organism: Silurus meridionalis
Lineage: Eukaryota; Metazoa; Chordata; Actinopteri; Siluriformes; Siluridae
Gene: rhoh
Product: ras homolog family member H
Exons: 2
Coding region: 697-1287 (196 amino acids)
Biological process (GO): small GTPase-mediated signal transduction
Molecular function (GO): GTP binding; GTPase activity
Source: RefSeq, a predicted model, not a curated record
UACACCACACAGCGGAUGCAAGGCGGUGUCAUGCACAAAAAAAAAAUUACCCCCUUAUUUCACUUCCCCUGGGUUCAGAGCGAAGGAGGCCAUAUCUGUUCUUCGAGCUUUUGUUAAAAAACCCAUCAAUUAUUUAUAGUAAAUAUUAUUUGCAAAUUGUUGAACAAAACCACCCCUAUUUAUAUUUAACCUUCUUUUUCUUUUUUUUUCUUUUUUUGGCGAACGAUGAGAACCUUAGACACGGCUUCAAUCUGGCAAAAACAAAAGGCCGAAAACUGAAAAUAAGAGCAAUUAGCAGGUGUUUUUGGAUGAGAGCCAAACAGGAGUGAAGCUACGAGAGGCCUACACUGUGACAGCAGAGCACGUCUCCAUUGCUUACGCUGUUUCUGAAGAAAAACUGAAGAAAAGUCUUUUUCCUCAAAGAUCUUCAUCCCAUGACUGAAACGAGAACAUCCUCCUGAGUGGACAGCGUAAUGGCCUGCUUUAAAAAUUACACUGACAACAAAAAAGAAAAGGAAACAUCUUGAACUUUAUAUGAACUGCAGUUCGGUGAAUUAAGGUCUAACGGGUAUUUGUUGUGUGGCACUUCACAGUUCUUACAAAACAAUGACCACUUUUGUGCUCCUACUUUUCCCUUGAGGACUUAGGAACUACCUUGGAUUUUUACAAAGAAAAAGAAUUACACAGAGCGUCAAAAUGAUGAACGGGACGACUGGUAUGUCGGUGAAGUGUGUACUCGUCGGUGACUGUGCUGUGGGCAAAACGGCAUUGCUGGUGCGCUUCACCUCAGAGACAUUCCCUGACAGCUACAGGCCCACCGUCUAUGAAAACACUGGCGUGGAUGUCUUUAUGGACGGCGUCCAGAUUAGCUUGGGUUUAUGGGACACAGCGGGGAACGACACGUUCCACCAGAUCCGCCCCAUGUCCUACCAGCAAGCUGACGUGGUCCUGUUGUGCUACUCAGUGGCAAACCCUUCCACACUGGCCAGCAUUCAGCAAAAGUGGAUGGCGGAGGUGCGACAAUAUUUGCCUCGUGUGCCUGUCUUAGUGGUGGGCACUCAGACAGACCACCGGGAGAUGGGGCCGUAUCGUGACCGCUGCACCACAGCAUCAGAAGGCAAGAAGGUGGCUCAUGAAAUUCGAGCGAAAGGCUAUCUGGAAUGUUCUGCUCUCAUCAAUCGUGGCAUUCAGCAAGUGUUUGAGUGUGCUGUGCGCACGGCCGUCAACCAGGCGCGCAAGCGAACUCGCCGGAGAUUCUUUGAUCUGAAUCCGUGCCACGUCUCUUGAGGACUUACUGAAGUUAUUCAAAACCCAAUAAGAAAGCAUCUCAGAUCAUGUGCUCAAUCCAGUCAUAUUUAUUUCAUCUGUUUUUUUAGAAUUGAAUGGCUAGGCAUCCCUUUAACCAAGCGCCUUAGAUCUGUUGUUCUGAGUGGACUCUGGGGUCCCCUAGGCAGGAGAGAAGCAUAUACAGAGAGCCCAUGAUUUUAUACGUUAUUCAGUUACAUGAAUUGAGUGUAAUCCAAACCAUGUAGACUUGUUAUUUACCAACUUUUUAUAACAUAAAAUACAUUUUCUGAUUAUAAUGUAUUUGGAAGUUUCAUGAAUAAUACGUUGUAUACAGAAAUGUAUACAAAAUAUUCAAAUGCUAUUUCCCACAUUGAAGAUAAUAUUCAUGAAUUCACUCUCUUUGAUCUCUCCCUCAAUGCCUCCGGACGUUUUUAAGUGAAACAACUCUAUUACAAUAAAUACUCCGAAAACUCUUUCACGUCAGUCUGUAGCAUCUCUCUGUCCCUACCUGGCACUAAGAGCUGCUGGAUACACUUUUACUGAGGGUAAACAGCAGUACAUAUUUAAUAUGAUUCCACAAUAGAAAUCCAAUCAGCCAGUAGAGAGAAGACUACAGAGAUCUAUUCGAUUUGAUAAUUGUAUUAUUACAGUAUGUUUAAUAAACUGUACAUACCGUACGAAUGGUUUUGUUCUCUUCUCCAGCAAAAAUACUGGUGUGUCAAAUCUCUAGAAGCAAUAGAAAAACGAAAUGAAAAAAAAAUACAAAAAAAACCCUUUUCAUAUAUUCAAUUCAGAAUUAUUUAUAUAGUAUAAUGGUCAUAAAAGCUUCUACGAGUCAUAUGUGCAGACACUAGUAUUGUAUAGUUAGAAAAUACAUUCACGUUUUUAUGAGUGUGCUGAAUUAUGGUUGCUGGACAAAACAGUUUAUUAAAUCAUAAUGAGAGUUUGCAUUUUAAUGUAAUAUCACAAUCUUUUGUAUAUUUGCAAGAUUUGUUGUAAAAUGCUUCAUUUUUGCCUUUUCUGGGUUUUUUUGUUUGGUUGUAGAAGUGAUUGGGUAAAAUGAGAUCACUCUUAAAAGUCAAUUAAAAUUACAUAAUGGUGGUAUUAAAAAUGAUAUUUUUUAUUGCCGUUGUUUUUUAGUAAUUCAUUAAAGUAUCCCCACAAUAUCAUGAACAAGUCGUUGAGUAACGCAGUCCCGGUUAUUCUUCAUCUAAUUUAAACCGCUUAAUUCACUGAACACCAACUAAGAACGCAAAGAUUGUUCAUGAUAUUAUGGAGAUACGAUAACGUAUUAUAAAAAAGUGUUAAACACACAUACACAUUGUAAUAAACAUCAAGGUGCAAAUAAACAACGACACAAAAACUGCAUUAUAUAUUUGCCUUUGUUCAUUUCAAUUUAAUGUUGCAUUAAAGCUGUCAUUUAAAAUACA